Capronia epimyces CBS 606.96 is the source of this 1596-nucleotide messenger RNA. RefSeq lists its product as uncharacterized. The record is from RefSeq and is a predicted model, not a curated record. NCBI's taxonomy places the organism in Eukaryota, Fungi, Ascomycota, Eurotiomycetes, Chaetothyriales, Herpotrichiellaceae. The transcript is spliced from 8 exons. Gene Ontology annotation, molecular function: acyltransferase activity. The coding region runs from base 1 to 1596 and encodes 531 amino acids.
AUGUCCCAGUCCCAGACCCCUAUCCUCAUCGGUGUCGGCGACCACGUCAACCGCUCUCUGGCCAUAGCCGACGCCCACGAACCGCUGACGCUGAUCCUGCGCGCCAUCGACUCGGCCCUGCAGGACAGCGGCCUCCCGCCCGCGCGCAGGCAACAGCUCCAGGCGGCCAUCGACAGCAUUGACGUCGUGCGCACCUGGACCUGGCCCUACGAUGACCUGCCCGGCGACAUUGGCCGGCGGCUCGGCGUCGAGGCCCGCCAUCGCUUCUACAGUGAGCACGGCGGCAACAAGCCCGCCAAGUUGUUCGACAACGCCGCCCGGAGGAUUGCAAGGGGCCAGACUAAGGUCGCGGUCGUGGCGGGCGGAGAGGCAUUGGCGUCAUUCGCGGCAUGCGUGGCCGCUCAAAAAAUACCGCCGCCAGGAUGGACAAAGACCAGUCAAAACGUCGCCUCGAUCUUCUCCCCUUCGAAACUCCACGGGGGCCGCGACAUCGGCUUCGACCACUCCAUCACCGCCCCGAUCCAGAUCUACCCGCUGUUUGAAAACGCGUUUCGCGCCCACCGGGGCCAGUCCAUCCCCGAAAACCACGACGAGUCCGCCCAGCUAUACGCCGAAUUCGCCCAGAUCGCUGCACACCAGCCCUUUUCGUGGAGUUACGGCAAACCGGCCAAGACCAAGGAGGAGAUCGGGAGCGUGACAAAGCGGAACCGAAUGAUUUGUUUCCCAUAUCCGCUCUUGAUGAAUGCUUUCAACACCAUCAACCUCGCCGGCGCAUGUAUCUUGACCUCGGCAGAAUACGCUGAGGAGCUGGGCGUGUCCAAGACGAAAUGGAUCUACGUGCUCGGCGGUGCAGGCACGCAAGACAGCGACCAUUUCUGGGAUCGACCGAACUACUACUCCAGCCCGUCCAUCGAGCGGUCCAUUGACACGGCGUUGGCCGUCUCCGGUUUGGCCAAAGAGGACAUUGACCUGUUUGACUUCUACUCGUGUUUCCCCAUCGUGCCGAAGAUGGCAGCCGCGCAUCUCAACCUGCCCAUCACCCAUGGCAGCAAGCCCUUGACUCUUCUCGGUGGCUUGACGAGCUUUGGCGGUGCAGGGAACAACUAUUCCAUGCAUGCAAUCACGGAAAUGACGCGACAACUCCGACAAGGCAAAGGUCAACAUGGCCUGAUCCUCGCCAACGGCGGCUGGAUGACCUACGAGCACGCAUUGUGCCUGUCCACGCUGCGUCGACGAGACGGCAUUCCAUAUCCUGCCGAACCGCCUCUGUCGGAACAUGUCACGGACGUUGCAGUCCCGUCGGUCGACGCGCAGGCCGAGGGCGAGGCGGUGAUUGAGACAUAUACCGUCGACUUUGACCGCCAAGUUGAACCCACCACUCGUCCUUUGCUCGCCCACAUCGUCGGCCGUCUAGUCGCCACGGGCCACAGGUUCGUCGCCAACCACGCCGACCCAGCCACGCUGGAGCGGCUGGCCGGCUGGACAGACGAGAAGAUUGGAUUGACGGGCCACGUGCGCCACGAUAGAAGGACUCGUAGGAAUUUGUUUUGCUUGUCUGCCUCGAAGGCUGCCUCGAGGCAGGUUGGGAAAUUAUAG